UUUGAGGUCACAGACAUAAUUACUGAUUAGCGCACAAACAGUCAAUGAGCCUAGAAGCAUAAUUGAUUGGGAUUUAAUCGAGUGAUGCGACUGUCAGAUUGCAUGGUGGCCAUCCCAACCGAAUACCCUGCAGGUUGUGCGACAUCUCCGAGUACAACAGAUCGAGCCUGGGAGCAAGGACAGCUGGGUCUUACACAUUUAAUUGUGCGUCAUGCAUGCAUGGCUCCUGCACCGUGGAGAUACGUUCCCGGUGCGCUGGGCACUACUGCACACACCGAAUUACCCGCAGGCUCUAACUCUACUUUGACCGACCCCCAGUGACAUGCAUAUAUACACAGAGGUACGCUCAGAUGCACAUGCAUGUGGAGUUAUGUACAUCGCCGAUCUUCCCUUGAAGUUGUCAUGUAGGUGUAUUGAAUCUUUCCACUAUGUAUCAAGGCAUGCAAGAGG
This is a messenger RNA of Cantharellus anzutake, 450 nucleotides long. RefSeq lists its product as uncharacterized. The transcript is spliced from 2 exons. NCBI's taxonomy places the organism in Eukaryota, Fungi, Basidiomycota, Agaricomycetes, Cantharellales, Hydnaceae. Bases 85 to 321 code for a protein of 78 amino acids. The record is from RefSeq and is a predicted model, not a curated record.